UUUAAAGUGGGUGUGAGAGGGCGCCAUUACCCGCAAUGCUCAGUAGUAAACACCAGCUGCCUCAUGCUGCUGCUGUCUCUGCCCUGACAGACGGUCAUCACUGCUCCUCAACCUCCUACACAGUUAUCACGAAAAUCAUUAUUCAUUAUGUUUAAGAAGUUCGAUGAAAAGGAAUCAGUGUCUGGUACUCAACAACUGAAGUCAUCUGUUCAAAAAGGAAUUCGCCAUAAAUUGAUAGAGUCCUUCCCGUCACUUGGAGAUUACCUAGAAAAAAUAUUGCCGAAGAAAGAUGCGUUUAGGAUUGUUAAAUGCCAUGAACAUGUUGAGUUGCUUGUGAGAAGUGAUGGAGAAUUGCUUUUCUUCAGACAGAGAGAUGGGCCAUGGAUGCCUACUCUGAAACUACUGCACAAAUAUCCCUUCAUGCUGCCAUGGAUGCAAGUUGAUAAGGGUGCUAUUCGCUUCAUUCUCAGUGGUGCCAAUAUAAUGUGUCCAGGACUGACUUCUCCUGGUGCUAAGAUGUCAAAAGUAGAUCAGAACACAGUAGUAGCAGUGAUGGCAGAAGGCAAACAACAUGCUCUUUGUGUUGGCUUGACAUCUUUGUCUGCAGAAGAUAUUGCCAAGACUAAUAAAGGCAUAGGUAUUGAGAAUUGUCAUUAUCUUAAUGAUGGACUUUGGUACAUGAAACCUGUCAAGUAAUUACAGUGAAAUUUAGGAUAAUGUACAAAUGCUGAUAACUGCAUUUUUUUUUUCUUACUUUUAUUUGACCUGUAUUUCAUAAAGUUGAUAAAAACAAUAAUGCUUAUAAUUCACUCUUUUUUUUUUUUUCUUCUUUUUUUUUUUAAAGUAAAUAACAUUACACAUUCAGCAUGAUGGUUUGUGUAUAAUUUAAAGUAAUAGCCACUAUUGGUUGUUCUAAUUUCCAUCCACCUGAGAGGCUGGAUUGAUUACAUUAUGAAGUGUGGUAGCUGCCAUCAGCCUGAAUUCGCUCCCCUCCCUAAUAGUUUCAUUAUGAUUAGGUUUGGUUAUGCAAUAUGUCCUUUUAAUUUCUUUAACACUAGUCAUUUCCCACCAAGAUGUGGUGACUUAGAGAAGGAAACACACAAUCACUCAGUCUCUGGCUGUUUUUCCAGAAGUGCAUGGCUAUCACAAUUCCAGUGACCCAUCCUUCAGAGUGCAGGCACUCUUACUCUCCACUUCUAGAACUCAAGUCUGGCUAAACAGUUUCCCUUGAAUCCUUUAACCCUUUAACUGUUUUGGUCGUAUUUAUACGUCUUACGAGCCAGUGUUUUGGACUUAUGUAUACUCAAUAAUUCUAGCGGCUUCAGAUCAAUCAGAAGAAAGCUGGUAAACCCACAUGUGAGAGAAUGGGUCUGUGUGGUCAGUGUGCACCAUAUAAAAAAAAUCCUGCAGCACGCAGUGCAUGAGAAAAAAAAAACUCCGACCAUUUUCUUGGAUUAAAACGCCGACUUUGAGGUGUAUUUUCGUAUAGUAUUUAUGGUUGUAUUCUCAUUAUCAUGGUCUCCUGCGAUACAGUGGAAAACAUAUUACAGAAAUAGAGAUGAUUUUGAUUAAUUUCACGAUGAAAACGACCUUGAAAUUGAGCUCAAAGUAGUGGAAAUGUUCGAUUUUUACCAAUGUUGAAGAGUAAGCAAAUCACACCACACUUCCAAUACACAUCAACUGGGGAGUCUAAUUUUCUUUCACUAGUGCACUGAUAUUAUUUAUACCAUUUUUACAAUAAUGCAGUAGUCUGCAUAACAGUAAAUCUUCUAUUUUUUGUAUGAAUAAAAAAUCACAAUAGAAAGCAAUAGUAAUGUAAGAAGGGCCUAGAGACAUGACUAAUGAACAGAGGAUAUGUUAUUUUAGUGCCAAGAAUGUCUACAUUGUUUAUUCUGGACCCUAUUUUGAAAUUGGCAUCUUUUUUAAUUUGCAUGAAAUUGGCCAAAAUGCCAAUUCCUGACCACUUUAUUGGGUAGUUCAAAUCGGUAAAUGGGCAGUUUCUUGUACUCAAUUGAUAGAAAAAAUGGAGUGCUAAAGAAAUAGCUAUGAGUUUAGUCGACUGGAACAAUGGAAUUGGCCAAAAAUAAGGCUCAAAGUCGGCGAAAUCGCCGAUGCAUGUAUGUCGCCGAGACCGCUAACUUCGCAGGAGCAUAACUCCAUGAGUUUUCGACCAAAUUUUGUACUUUUGGUGUCAUUACCAUAGGGAAAAGAUUCCCUGUCAUUUUAUAAUUUUUUUUUUUUUUUUUUUUUUUUUUUUUCUCCAAAAUUUUUUUUACAUAGAAUGACAGUUUCAGAAAGGGACUUGCGACAGUCAAAGGGUUAAUAAAUACUUCUGUUCUUAUACAUGAACAGUACAUCAAAUCAUAAAAUUCACUUCAAUCUAACAUUCAAACAAGCCCCUACCACUUUAACCCUUUCACUAUUCGUCAUGUAGAGCUAUGUCAUUAAGGUCAGAGUCCCUGGCAUGUUUGUACAUCAUGAGUUCAGCUUACUCAGAUAAACUGUGAGUGGUAAAUUUUGGCCUAAAUAUGAGAGAAUGGAUCUGUGCGGUGAGUGUUUACUUGGAGAGGGUUUCGGGGGUCAAUGCCCCAGCACCAUAUAAAAAAAAUCCUACCUUGUGAUGCAUGACAGGUAGAUUAAAACUGUGAGUGCGAAUGGUUUAAGGUAGUGAUGCCUUGGUGUUUUAUUGGAUGGUUUUUAUGGUUUUAUCUGUUUCUUGGUAUCAUUUGAUAGAAUUGAAGAAAUACUACUGAAAUAGAAAUGAUUUUGAUUGGUUUAAGAACUGGAAGUAGCUUGAAAUUGAGCUCAAAGAGGCAGAAAUAUUUGAUUUUUGCUGAUAUUCCGGAGGAAGGGUAAGGGUUCCCUUCAUCCCCUUGUCGUUUUAUGGGUUUUUAAUAGGUUUGAUUCAAUUAUUGGGAUGCUGUAAACCAUAAAUAUUCUUUCCUGGUUAUGGUUUAUUAUCUGAGAAAUAGAAUAAAUCUAUUUUUGUGUGAAAAAUAAUUCAAAAUGGAAAGCAAGUGUAAUAAUUGAGAGGCCUGAGGACAUGACUGAUGAACAUUAUUAGUUCCAGGAAGGUCUAUAUUGUUUAUUAUAGACUAUUUUUAAAUUGGUAUUUUUUUAAAUUUGUGUGAAAUUGGCCAAAUUGACAAAUUCUGAUCAGUUUAUAGGGUAGUUGAAAUAGUUCAACAAGUAGAAUGGAAGGCAUACUAGCAAAAUAGCUAAGAAUUUAGCUGACCGGAACAACGGAAUUGGCCUAAAAUAGGACUCCUAGUGGGUGAAAUCGCUGGUGUGUAAACUGCGCGAAGACCUUUUGACUUUGAGUCUGCGUAAUUCUGUACGUUUCCAAUCGGAUUCUCUACCAUUUCAGAAGAAUUUUUUGGGGGGGAGGGAGGGUAAUUUUUGACAUGGAAAGGAAGUUUAAUUUUGGGGGUCUGGACAGUGAAAGGGUUAAAGGCAUCUCUGGUUUCCCGAGAUAUCUUAAGUACAUACCUUAUCCAGCCUAGCUUUGUACACCUACUUGGUCAAUCCAUUAUUUUUAGUAUUUAUAUAAAAUGCUAAACCUGUGUGGGUCAUUCAGUGCAAGGAUUGGUGGAAGCUCAACAUUUUGUCUGCUAGUGGUGAGACAGACACUACUUUCCCAGCCAGGCUUUACAAUCCUUUAUAGAUGACUCUUAGGGUUAUGCAGUGAUGGGGACUGGAAGGUAAUGUGGUAUGAUCCAAGGAAGAGAGUAGCUACAAUUCCUUAAAUCAAGAGCCCUUCACCAGCAUGAAGAUGACACUUCCCCCUCCCCCACCCCCCACCCCCUACCCCCAAUGAAGUGUAAAUAUAGUCCUCAAACAAGCCCACUAUGGAGUGAGCUUGUGUUACUUCAGUUACAGCAGUUUACCCUUAAAUGAAAGGAUACCAGUCAAGGGCUUUUCAUCCGAAGAAUUUGAGCUACUUCUUUCCUUGGAUUGAAUUUGAUGCUUUCCAUUUCCUGAUGCAGUUGCCUCUUACAGGUUUAGUGCCCUUUCCCAUGAAUCCAAAAUAAUAAUACCCAAUACUCUUAACUGUUUAACAAAUGUAGUUUUAGUACUUGCAUGAUUGCAAAAGUACUAAAUGAGUUGUACUAGUUUAGCACUUUUUUUUUAUUGAAGUGGGCUGGUUUAACAUGGUGUGAUAGUAUUUGUGUUGCAUGUUUAUGCUGGUUUUUACUUUUGUUAGUCUACUUUUGGUGUUCAUGUGUAUUUGUAUUUUUUUUUAUUGCCAAACUCACUGAGUGUUCUAGGUCAAAGCUCUUUCAGAUCUCUCUCACUUUCUUUACUGCUUAUUUGUGAAAAAUUAAAUAUAUGGUAGGUGCUUUAAUGAAUAAUUUUUUGGGAACAUACUCAUUGCAUGUGACAUAAAACUACUUUUCUUUGAGGAGGUGUGCCUUGUUGGAGAAAGGCUCUUGAUUGAAGUAAUUGGAACUUUCCUUCCUCUAAUCAAACCCAUUACCUCAUUCCCCAGGCAUUGUAUGACCCCUGUUUGUUUUGCACUUCCCUACGAAUGUAAUAAUAAAUAUUCAAUUAAUGUGUAUAUAGUAAUGCUGUACUUCUACUGUGAUACCAAUGAAACUGUUUUCAUUAUCAUCA
Messenger RNA from Cherax quadricarinatus, 4614 nucleotides. It is a transcript of the gene MCTS1, whose product is annotated as malignant T-cell-amplified sequence 1 homolog. Gene Ontology annotation, biological process: formation of translation preinitiation complex. Gene Ontology annotation, molecular function: RNA binding. The record is from RefSeq and is a predicted model, not a curated record. Lineage: Eukaryota; Metazoa; Arthropoda; Malacostraca; Decapoda; Parastacidae.